This is a messenger RNA of Myripristis murdjan (pinecone soldierfish), 13695 nucleotides long. Its product is annotated as titin-like. The record is from RefSeq and is a predicted model, not a curated record. The coding region runs from base 1 to 10860 and encodes 3619 amino acids. The transcript has 23 exons. Gene Ontology annotation, biological process: visual perception. Gene Ontology annotation, molecular function: heparin binding; hyaluronic acid binding. Lineage: Eukaryota; Metazoa; Chordata; Actinopteri; Holocentriformes; Holocentridae.
AUGCCUGGAAACUCCAGGACUUUUGCCCUGUGGGCUCUCGGCGCCGCGCUGCUCGCCGGGUGCGUCGGCGUGGAAACAGAUGCCUCCCACAGCGUGGCGGCGGCGGCGACGCGGCUGCAAUCAGAAAACUUGGACGUGUACUUUGAGCGGCAGGUGCAGUCGUAUGCGGGAACUGGCGCCCUGUCUCGAAGAAAGAGGAACAUUCUCUUCCCCAGCGGAGUGAAACUGUGCGCCCAGGAGACGCUCAACGAAGCCAUCAGCCACCACCUGAGCUACUUCCACCUCCGAGACUGCCCCAGGAGCUUAAACCCCAACGUUGCCAACCUUAAAGCAGCCGGUUGUUACGAGGUCAAAGUGUGCCAGGAGACCGUGUGGGAAGCCUUUAAGAUCUUUUGGGAUCGCCUGCCGGAUCCUCGCGAGUACCAGGAUUGGGUCGGCCGCUGCCAGGACGGCUCCGUCAGCGUCAUGGAGAUUGGCCGACAUUUCAGCCAAUCAGAGGCGCACUACAACCUCAUCAAGAGUAUGGUGGCGAUGGCGGCGACGUACAACAGCGUGGCCACCACGCCGGGCCCCGCCCCCUGCAGCUCCGAGGCGACCACCGUCCAGCCCGAGGUCCCGCCGGCCGGCGCUCUGCCAGAGACAGUCACAACCUGGCAGGACGUCGUUUUGCCCGACUUGGAGCUCACCACUGGAACCCCUGACUGGUCGGUCCUCACAACGACUUCGACCAAGAGUCCCGUGGGUCUGACCUCUGACCCCGCCGCUGCCACCACGUCUGAGGAAACUGGAGGCGAUUUCACUUCAGAUCCAGAUCAUCCGGCCGGGGUCAUCACGGACGAGGUUCCCCUGGAGGCCGGAGAAGUUUACGUUGAGGACAUUGAGGAGGUCACCGUCGCCAAGGCCGUUGACUCUUUUACCCCAAAACCCACCAUUGUGAUCGUUCAGGAAGUCGAGGAAGACAAUGCUGUCCCGGGUACGAUUAAGGAGGAGGCUGCACACAACAUGGUGGAGGAUGAAGAGGAGAUUCUCGUGGCUGUUCCUGAUGCGGAUGAGAAUGUUCCUCGCCCCGAUUCUGAGACGAUUCAAGAAAUCUUUGUAGAACCUACCUCGGUUGAUGUAGAGCCGCCCUCUGAGGCUGUGGCUGAAUAUGCCUUCACAGAAUCUGUAGUUGAGGCGACUCCACAAACCACCACAGUGCCUGCUCCAGUGGAGGAACUGAGUCCAGAUGUUUUUUCUGAGGUCACGACAGAGGCUCCAACUGAUGCUGUGACUGAGGCCACAAAGGCUCCAGUAAGCAAACAAAUUACAGACGCCACCCCGGACUUGACCUUUACUAAUGAGAUUGUAGAGGACACAGCAGAAACAACAGGUGAUUCUCCAGUGCACAUAGAGGAAACAAUACCAGAUGUCUCUAAAGUAGCUGAAGAAGCAAUAAUCGUGGAGGAACCUGAAUGGGGAACUGAGGAACAUCCCUCAGAGAUUGCUGCAGAAGAUGAAGUCGAAGUCUCAUCAGUGGCCACUCCGACUGUAGUUCUGAUAACGGAUGAAGAUUCAGAGGAAAGUGAUGAAAAUAUUCUGGAUGUGGCUCCAGAAAAAGAAGCCAUUGCAGAGAAAGAAAGUGAGGUUCCCUCCAUGGCCACUGUUUUGAUCACAACAGACGAGAUGGUGGUAGAUUUCCAUGAAAACAUUAAAACUACAGCAGACACACCAAGACUGAUGACGGAGGUCACCUCUGAGCCUGCUGUACUGAUCUUACAAGAUGAUGAAGAUGAUGACCUCCCACAGGUCACCGAGGAGGCACCAUCAGAAAUUAUAGUAGGAGAGACAGAGCCAAUAGAGAAAGAGACAACUGAGGCUCCAAGGGAAAUACUAGAAAUCAUGCAAGAAGAAAUAGCAGAGGUAAAGACAGAGGACAAAGUUGAAGAGACUACUGAAACUGCUGUAGAAGUCAUAACAACAGAAACAGUAGAAGAAGAACCGAUUCAGAUAGUAGAUGAAGAAAAAGCAGAAGAAGAAGUAGCUGAGGGAGCAGAGGAGGCCAUUGUGACAGAGGAAGAAAAGAUAGAAGAAGAAGAAGUAGAUGUCACAAUAGAAACAGCUGAAGUUCAAGCAGCAGAAGAAACAGAAAGAGAAGAAAAGGAGGAGCCAGUGGAAGCACCGGGAGAAACCACAGAAGAAACAAAGGAAGGAGCAUCUGAAGUUGCAGAAGGAGAACCAGUUCAAGUUGGAGAAGAGGAGAUAUCUGUAGAAUUUGUUGAGGACAGAGAUGUACUAGAAACUACAGAAGAAGAAGAAGAAGAAGAAGAAGAAGCAGAGUCUGCUUUAGAGACUGCAGAAGAAGAGGCUGAAUCUGCUACAGAACCUUCCAAAGGGGAAUCAGAAACUACAGUAGAGUCUGUAAUAGUACCUGAAGUAGAAGCAGAAUCUGCUGUAGCAUCUGCAGAAGAGGAAGCUGGAGCUGCUGUUCAAACUGUGGAAGACAAAGCAGAGUCUGCAGCAGAACCUGCAGAAGAAGAAGAAGCAGUAGCUCCAGUAGAAGAAACAGAGGCUCCUGUAGCAUCAGCAGUAGAAACUACAGAAGAAGAGAAAGCAAUAGCUCCAGUAGAAGAGACAGAAUCUGCUGUGGAAUCUGCAGAGGAAGAGGCCAAACCAGCAGUAGAAACUGCAGACGAAGCAGAAUCUGCAACAGAAGAAGCAGAAGCUCCUACUGAAACUGUGGUAGAAGAAGCAGAAUCUGCUGUAGAGCAUGCAGAGGAAGAAGCAGAGUCUGCAAUAGUACCUGGGGAAACAGAAUCUGCAGAAGAGGAAGCAGAGGCUGUAGUUGAAAAAGUAGAAGAAGCAGAACCUGCUGUUGAAACGGUAGAAACAGAAGCAGAACCUGCAGAAGAGGAAGCAGAAUCUGCUGUAGAACUUGCGGAGGGAGAAGCAGAGCCUGCAACAGUACCUGGAGAAGAAGAACUUGUUGUGGCACCGGCAGAAAAAGAUGCAGAGUCUGCAGUAGAAACAGCAGAAGAGGAAGUAGAGGCAACAGUAUCAGAAUCUGCAACAGCAUCAGAAUCUGCUGUCAAAACUGCAGAUGAGGAAACAGACUCUGAUUUAGAAAUUGCAGAAGAUGCAGAGUCUGCAGUAGUACCAAGAGAAGAGACAGAAUCCAUUGUGACAUCUACAGAAGAGGAAGUAGAGUCUGCAGUAGAAACAGCAGAAGAUGCAAAUUCUGCUGUUAAAAAUGCAGAAGAAGAAGCAGAGCCAGAUGUGGAAAUUGCAGAGGAGGCAGAAUCUGCAGUAGAAACAGCAACAGCAGAAGAAGCAACAACUGCUGUAGAAUCUGCAGAAGAAGAAACAGAAACUGCAGAAGGAACAGGGCCAGGUGUGGAAACUACAGAAGCAGCGGGAUCUGAUGUAGAAACUGUAGAAGAAGUAGAGACUACUGUAGAAACUACAGAGGAAGCAGGUCCAGGUGUAGAAAGUGCAGAAGAGGAAGAAGACACUGUGGUAGAAACUGCAGAAGAAGAGCCAGCUGUAGAAUCUUCAGAGUCUGUAAUAGAAAAACCAGAAAAAGGGGAAGCAAAUGCUCCACUAGAAACAGUAAAGGAAGCAGAAUCUGCAGAGGAGGAAGCAGAGCCUGAUGUAGAAACUGCAGAAGAAGCAGAACCUGGUGUAGAAACUGCAGAAGAAGAAGCACAGCCUGGUGUAGAAACUCCAGAAGAAGAAGGAACAGAGCAUGGUGUUGAAACUGCAGAAGAAGAAGCAGAGCCUGAUAUAGAAACUCCAGAAGAAGAAGAAGCAGAACCUGGUGUUGAAACUGCAGAAGAAGAAGCAGAGCCUGGUGCAGAUACUACAGAAGAAGCAGAACCUGAUGUUGAAACUGCAGAAGAAGAAGCAGAGCCUGGUGCAGAAACUGCAAAAGAUGAGUUAGAGACCGUAGUAGAAACUGCAGAAGAAGCAGAGCCUGGUGUAGAAACUCCAGAAGAAGCACAGCCUGGUGUAGAAACUACAGAAGAGGAAGCAGAACCUGAUGUAGAAUCUGCAAAAGAAGCAGAGCCUGGUGAAGAAACUGCAGAAGAAGCAGAGCCUGGUGUAGAAACUGCAGAAGCAGAGCCUGGUGUAGAAACUACAGAAGAAGCAGAGCCUGGUGUAGAAACUGCAGAAGAAGCAGAGCCUGGUGUUGAAACUGCGGAAGCAGAGCCUGAUGUAGAAACUGCAGAUGAAGAAGCAGAGCCUGGUGUAGAAACCGCAGAAGAAGCAGAACCUGGUGUAGGAACUGCAGAAGAAGCAGAACCUGGUGUAGGAACUGCAGAAGAAGCAGAGCCUGGUGUAGAAACUGCAGAAGCAGAGCCUGAUGUAGAAACUGCAGAUAAAGAGGCAGAGCCUGGUGUAGAAACUCCAGAAGAAGCAGAGCCUGGUGUAGGAACUGCAGAAGCAGAGCCUGAUGUAGAAACUGCAGAUGAAGAAGCAGAGCCUGGUGUAGAAACUGCAGAAGAAGCAGAACCUGAUGUAGGAACUGCAGAAGAAGCAGAACCUGGUGUAGGAACUGCAGAAGAAGCAGAGCCUGGUGUUGAAACUGCAGAAGAAGAAGCAGAGCCUGGUGUAGAAUCUGAAAAAGAGGAGGUAGAGACCGUAAUAGAAACUGCAGAAGAAGCAGAGCCUGGUGUCGAAACUGCAGAAGAAGCAGAGCCUGGUGUAGAAACUGCAGAAGAAGAAGCAGAGCCUGGUACAGAAACUGCAAAAGAAGCAGAGCCUGCUGUAGAAUCUGAAAAAGAGGAGAUAGAAACUGCAGAAGAAGAAGAAGCAGAGCCUAGUGAAGAAACUACAGAAGAAGCAGAGCCUGGUGUUGAAACUGCAGAAGAAGAAGCAGAGCCUAGUGAAGAAACUACAGAAGAAGAAGCAGAGCCUGGUGUAGAAUCUGAAAAAGAGGAGGUAGAGACUGUAAUAGAAACUGCAGAAGAAGAAGAAGCAGAGCCUAGUGAAGAAACUACAGAAGAAGCAGAGCCUGGUGUUGAAACUCCAGAAGAAGAAGCAGAGCCUGAUGUAGAAACUCCAGAAGAAGAAGCAGAGCCUGGUGUAGAAACUCCAGAAGAAGAAGCAGAGCCUGGUGUAGAAACUACAGAAGAAGCAGAGCCUGGUGUAGAAACUCCAGAAGAAGAAGCAGAGCCUGGUGUAGAAACUCCAGAAGAAGAAGCAGAGCCUGGUGUAGAAACUCCAGAAGAAGAAGCAGAGCCUGGUGUAGAAACUCCAGAAGAAGAAGCAGAGCCUGGUGUAGAAACUCCAGAAGAAGCAGAGCCUAGUGAAGAAACUACAGAAGAAGAAGCAGAGCCUGGUGUAGAAACUACAGAAGAAGAAGCAGAGCCUGGUGUAGAAUCUGAAAAAGAGGAGGUAGAGACCGUAAUAGAAACUACAGAAGAAGCAGAGCCUGGUGUAAAAACUCCAGAAGAAGAAGCAGAGCCUGGUGUAGAAACUCCAGAAGAAGCAGAGUCUGGUGCAGAAUCUACAGAAGAAGCAGAAGAAGAAGAAGAGCCUGGUAUUGAAACUGCAGAAGAAGAAGCAGAACCUGGUGUAGAAUCUGCAAAAGAGGGUGUAGAGACCACCACAGAAACUCCAGAAGAAGAAGAAGCAGAGCUUGGUGUAGAAACUCCAGAAGAAGCAGAGCCUGGUGUAGACACUCCAGAAGAAGAAGCAGAGCCUGGUGUAGACACUCCAGAAGAAGAAGCAGAGCCUGGCACAGAAACUACAAAGGAGGAGGUAGAGAGCACCACAGAAGCUCCAGAAGAAGAAGAAGCAGCGCCUGGUGUAGAAACUGCAGAAGAAGAAGCAGAGCCUGGUGUAGAAACUGCAGAAGAAGAAGCAGAGCCUGGCACAGAAACUACAAAAGAGGAGGUAGAGAGCACCACAGAAACUCCAGAAGAAGAAGCAGAGCCUGCUGUAGAAACCACAGGGGAAAAAGCAGAGCCUGGUGUUGAAACUCCAGAAGAAGAAGGAACAGAGCCUGGUGCAGAAACUACAGAAGAAGCAGAACCUGGUGUUGAAACUGCAGAAGAAGAAGUAGAGCCUGGUGUAGAAACUACAGAAGAAGCAGAACCUGGUGCUGAAACUGCAGAAGAAGAAGCAGAGCCUGGUGUAGAAACUACAGAAGAAGCAGAGCCUGGUACAGAAACUGCAAAAGAGGAGGUAGAGAGCGCCACGGAAACUCCAGAAGAAGAAGCAGAGCCUGGUGUAGAAACUACAGAAGAAGCAGAGCCUGGUACAGAAACUGCAAAAGAGGAGGUAGAGACCAUAAUAGAAACUCCAGAAGAAGCAGAGCCUGGUGCAGACUCUGAAAAAGAAGAAGCAGAGACUGGUUUAGAAACUCCAGAAGAAGAAGCAGAGCCUGGUGUAGAAACUUCAGAGGAGGACACGGACUCUGCAGCACCACCUGUAGAUGACACACAGGACACAGCUGGAGAAGAAGAACAAGCUGGAGAAACCUCUGAGGAGAAGAUUGAGGAAGGGGAAAAAUCUGUGGACAAACCAGAAGCAGAGGGAACUCAGCCAGGCGUGACAGAGGAGGUCCCAGAAAUGACACAGGAAACCCCUCCAGACUCCGACGACGAGACGACUCCAGUGAUGGUGAUCCCUCCAGAGGACACAGAGGGAUUAUCACCUGGGACUGAAGUCGAAGAAACCACUGAACCGAUGGGAGAAGCUUCCCCGGAGGUCACGGUGGAGUUCCCGGGAGACUCUGAAGUAGAAAUCCCACCAGGAACCACCACAGAGAUGUUUGACACGGAAACGCCGACAGAAGUUCCUGCACCUGAAUCUGUCCCAGACAAAAAAGUCCUGCCAGAGACUCCGACAGUUCCCGAAGAUGUUGCUGAAGCCCGUCCGGAAACAACCACUGCCGGAGAAGUUUCCAAAGUUGAGGGUGACAGCAAAUCCGAGGACGCCCAAGUCACGCCAGAGUCGCCUCCAGAGCUUGAAGACAACGUCCCAGGUGAAGACAGCACCCGGGUAACUCCUGUGGAGGUUGUCCCAGAAGAUGCUGAAGAAAUCUCUCCAGCAGAAGAAAUCAUCCCCAAGACUCCAGAGGAAGUGGCACCCGAUUCCUCGGACGAGAUCACCCCAGGAACUGCUGUGGAAGCCGAUGGAAGUGAAUCCACACAGCAGGUGACGCCCGCCGCCUCUUUGGAGACCACAACCGAGUAUGUGGUCGAAUACAACAACGGGAACUUCCCGGAACCAACAGAGAGACAAUUUGAGACAAACAACGACUUGCUGGGAAACAACGGCUUCGACUUCGAAGACGAGCAGGAGAACAUGAUUGGAAAUGAGAUCGACGACACGAUGCUGCGGCCCCCGAGGCCCCUGAGGGACCAGGUGGUGGAGCUCAGCAUCAAACUGAGGGGGGAAAUCUACAACGAGGCCCUGAGGGACCCCAGCAGCUUCGAGUACCAGCAGCUGAGCCGCCAGUUCACCCGCAAGAUCGCAGACGCCUUCGAGCGGCUGCCAGGAUUCAAGAACAUCUACAUCGUGGAGUUCAGGCCACAGAAGGACCUGGAGAGGGGCCUGGUGGUGUCGGUCCACUACGCCGUCACGCUGGAGGUGGACGGCGCCGGCGUCACCAACGACACGCUGGACUUCAUGACGCUGCAGAACAACCUGGUGGAGAAGAACUACGGCGGCGAGCAGCCGACCGUCGUCUACACCGUCACCGACUUCCGCAACUUCAUCACGGAGGCGCUGCACAAGGACAACUUCAUGACCAACACCACGCUGGAGCUGGAGCCCGACUCGCUGCAGCUGGAGCACGUGGAGCAGCUGCUGCCUGCAGGGAAACCCACCAGCAGGCCUGCAGAACCCCAACACAACAUGGAUAACGUCCUGGCAGCAGAGAAGCCGCCCGACGCCCCGGGACAGGAAGAACCCAGCGACGUUUUCCUGAAAAAGGAGGACUUCCUGUUUGACCCGUUUGACCAGUGGAAGGGCCCGCAGGCUGAGGUGGCGAGCGAAAACGACGUCUUCCUGUUGGACGAGAACACGGGGUCUGUGGCGGCGGUGGCAGUUGAAUUCCCCGAAAACACCCUGGAGCAGGAGCAGGGCGGCACCACGGCAGAUGCUGGAAAUAUUGAAAAUGAAGGCUUUCUCUUCAACAAUGAUUCAAGUCCAGGAACCAAUCCCUCCCGAGGGAACCACACAGUCGGUCCUGGAGCCUCCCCUCCUUCCAAACCCAACCCCCCCACUGGCUCUGAGGGGCCUGUGGACGACACUUCUGGUUCUGGCUUCUCUGGAGAUGACCUGGGGACCGAUCUUUGGUCCUGGCCACCAGCGCUGACCCCUGAAGGAACUGAGCUCUACGACGAUGACGACGGCAGCCGGGAGGUUCUUCCACCACCUGAUCUGGAGUUAACUGAGGAGGAAGAAGAAGAAGAAGAUGAGCAAGCAGAAGAAGGUCUUGUUGUUGAAAUGCCAGCCGAUGGCGAUUUGGUUGCAAUGGGAGUGGAGUUCACUGUUUCCCCUGCACCACAGACGACAACAGUUCCCACCUCUGAAGAGCUGCCGAAGCAGGACGGAGGAAUUGAGGAACCGUUUUUGGAGCGGGUUCCAGUCACGCCAGACAUCAGCACUGACCCGCGUUACACAACCACCACCCAGGCGCCUGUUUUCUGGACCUUGGGUACCAUGAAGGUUGAACUUUCCAUGCAAACAGUGGAGGCUUCUGGUAUCUAUGCUGACUACCAUUCAACUGAACCAUACACUAUCACAGAACCCGUCACAGAUUCGCCCGAACCAGAAGCUACAGCAAGUGAGCCUUCUGUUUUGGCUGUGGAUACAGCAAUCGAACCUCAAGAAAACACUGAAUCUGCAGUAGAAGAACCUACUGAGGUUACAGCUGAUCUUCCAGUGGCAACAGACAGUUCAGAGGAAGACAUGACGGAGAAGAUAGAAGCCAUUGGUGAGCCUGGUACCGACACGGUACAAAUUGCUAGAGAGUUGCCUUCGGUUGUUGAGGCGGAGUCGGUUACAAUUAAAGAGUCCCUCCUUGAAACGAUCACCACUGAGCCACCAGAAAUUGAAGCAUUCACUGAAAAACCCAAAGUUCCGGUGCUAACGACUGAAGACCACAACGAGGUUGAGAUUUUAGAGGAGCAACACGUAAGCGUCUCCGAUCCUGCGACAACAACAGUCCCGGUUGUUGAUAUCCCAGAGCAGGACCUGGCUGAAGAUGAAGUCAUGGUCAUCACUGCGACCACCGCCGCUCCAGUCAUCCCUGCAUCUGCAAGUGCAGACCACAGCAUUUCUCUCUCACCUGAGAAGGACUCACCCUUCACUCGCGUGUCCGAUUCAGUGCCGGAAGAUGAGGAAGCCAUUCAGCUCGAGCACCACGAAAAUGGCGUGGAAGAUGUGGAUGAUGUCCCGCCGAGCACUCCGCCACCAUCCACCAUGGAUCGCUCAACACUAUCCAUGGAGAUGGUGAACAAGACAGAAAGUGCCACGACAAUCCCGCCUCUUCUCUACCAGCCAACGCUCAGUUCAGCCGCCGGUGUCGCCUUUGCAGGACCUUCUGUGGAGGACGGAGAUGCUCGGGUCCUUCUAACACCAACUUCCUCACAUCAGGACACCCGUGGUGCCCAGGAUGGCGCCCCAGCCACUGAGCUCCAACCCUUCAAGCCGGAUUUCUCAGACAUACCGGACAUCAACGUCAGCAUAGACGUGUUCCACUAUGACGGCACGCCAAUGGAGGGUGACAGCAGCGGUUACGCCAGUGUGGCUCAUGGGACGGACGCCGAGGCCAUCGCCAUGCCCACCAGCCCCGGCAAGGCCCUGACAGUGUUCUUCAGCCUCAGGGUGACCAACAUGAAAUUCUCCGCAGAUCUCUUCAACAAGAGCUCCGCUGAGUACAAGGCCUUGGAGCAGCAGUUCUUACAGCUGCUGGUCCCGUACCUGCAGUCCAACCUGAGCAACUUCCAGAACCUGGAGAUCCUGAACUUCCGUAACGGCAGCGUGGUGGUGAACAGCAGGAUGAAGUUCGGAAAGCCCGUGUCGAGGGGCGUGGCCAGCGUUGUCUACCUCAUCCUGGAGGACUUCGCCAACACCGCCUACCAAACCAUGAACCUGGCCAUCGACAAGUACUCGCUGGACGUGGAACCAGGCGACCGGGCGGAUCCCUGUAAGUUCCAGGCCUGUAACGAGUUCUCUCGCUGCCGGGUGAACAGCUGGUCAGGCGAGGCUGAGUGUGUGUGUGACCCGGGCUACGUGAGCGUGGACGGCCUGCCGUGUGUGAGUGUGUGCGAUGCCGAUCCACACUUCUGCCUCAAUGACGGCAGGUGUGACGUCGUCCCAGGACAGGGCGCCAUCUGCAGGUGUCGGGUUGGGGAGAACUGGUGGUACCGCGGCGAGCGCUGCGAGGAGUUUGUGUCGGAGCCACUGGUGGUGGGUGUGGCCAUGGCAUCAGUGGUGGGCUUCCUGCUGGUGGUGUCGGCGGUUGUUGUCUUCAUGGUGCGCACACUGCGGGAGCAGUACGACGCCGAGGACAGCGAGGACCCGCUGCGUCGUGGCGACAGUCUGCCGACUCUGGAGCGAGCCACCAAGUUCAACCCCAUGUUCGAGAGCCAGCCCGUCUCCGCCCACUGCUACCGUCGCUAUGAUGACGACACACUGCAGUACUGCUGUCGCUACGACGACGGCCUCCCUCAGCACAGCACUGUGGGUGUCGAUGCGCCCGGCGGCAACGAGACGAGACCCGUUUACCAGAGCACCUCGCUCUCCACAGAGGAGGUGCAGGAGCGCAGGAGGAUCCUCCAGCUCUGUGAAAGCGACCAGCAGUUUGCAGAUUUUGUGCAUCAGACUCGAGUAUUCCUGGAGCGGAGAGGAAGCUCCACAACGUAGUGGAGCUCUGGGAACCAGGCCGCGACCUGUCAAAAUAAAGAAACCUGCCUUUGUCUUUGACUCAAGAAAUAAGAAGGAAGAGAAGAAGAAGAAGAAGAAGAAGAAGAAGAGUGUCUUCAGUCUCGUUGCUGUUUCUGAUCGAGCCUCCACAGGUGAAGAGGAAGAAGAAAUCCUGGACUUUUUGUUGAUUUUCUUCCUAAAGGACUCUUCCUGUGUUUUGGCCGGGUCACCUGGCUCAGCGACCCUGACCUGAACUCUGACCAAUCAGCUUUAACUUUUUUCUUUUCCCUGGAUUUGUAAAUAAUUUGUGUUUUUAUCAUGUUUUUUUUUGUUGUUUUUUUUUUUUUUGUGUGUGUGUGUGUGUCUAACUCUUCAGUUUCUGUUGAAUGCUUUUUAAAUCUCACAUGUUUCACUGCUGAGUUUCUCUUGUCUUACAUUUCCAGGUAAUGAAUCAGAUUAUGGCUUUUAAUCUCAGUGUGACCUGCAGGGUUUCUGUCUGUGUCCCAAACUGUUCAUCACAGCUGCCAGGGAAAACCAUGCCGUGGAUAUUUUAUAUGAUUUCUGUUUCUCACAUGAAUUGAAAGUUUACAUGAGUAUUUACUCCAUUCACUUCCACAGCAAAACGGCUUUAAAAAUAACACUUUUAACACUGAAACCAACACCAACAAACUGAAUUAUGACAAUAUAAAACACCACAAAUCCCGGUUCCCAUUUUUUUCCAAUGUAAUUACUUUUAUUUGUAAGAACUAUCAGCUUGUUUCCUCCUGGUGUAAGGUUAUUAAGUGAAGGUUUCUUGCAGACGCCACCUGCUGGAUCUACUUUCCAGUUUGAAUGGGAAAAUUAACAAGAAAAGAGACGUUUCAUUUUGUCAAAAAAUGGGAACUGGGAUUUGCACAAUCUCAAAGUUUAUUUUUACAGCAGCAUUUAAUUUACAUCUCACUGCCACAAGAGGGAGACAAAUCAUAAAGCCGGUAAUUUUUUCACCCAAAAAUGACCAUAUUUUACAUUAAAAUAAUCUGACCUAGCAAUACUUUUUCAUCUUAACUUUUAUUUUAAUGUGAUUUACACUGAAGUGUUUUGUUCUAGUUGAAUAUAACCAUUUGGGGAAAAAAUUAACUGCGGCCAUCUUUUUUUUUUUUUUGGUGCCCGGCAGCUGUGAUAAAGUCCCGCCCCCCCCCACCAGUGCCUUCACUGCUCCGUUAGCAUUUUUGGGAUAUUAUGUGUAGAAACACUUCAGCGUCAUUUGUGUUUCCAUGACAACGCAUCAGUCCCCUCCCGGUCCCAGCCGCCCACCGAACUCAACUCGCACGAAUGUUUACGAAUGUUGCUGCGUUGAUCGCAUCGCCUCGUUUUCUCUGCUGCUGAGCUGGCGACUUUCAGCAUUUUUUAACCCUUCUCGUAACUUUCUUCCUGUAACUCUUCCUCUGGAUCGUCUCCUGCAGAUCCUCAACAGAUUCAGCUCAUACAUGAGUUCAAUUAAAUAAUUACAUUUCAACAACAUGUCUGUUAAGUGUUAUUAUGGAUCCCAGUGGAGUUCUGGGCUCACCAGCGCUGUGAUUGGUCAUAAAAUUUCUCGGCCUGGUGCCCAUUCGCUGAAACAGGACUGACAUCAUAAACCUUCAGCCAAUCAGAAACCUGACCUUGAACACUGUGGGCAGAUCUCGCCCAGAACUCUCGUGGGUUUGAUAAUAACACAUCUAACAUAUUGAUAUUCUACUUGCUGAUAUUUAACUGAUGGAUCAGUUGCCGUUCUGUUCAGUAUCUGUAGGGAGCUAUCCAAAGAAAGUGGGACCAAUCAAUCAGUCGCUGAUUCUGAUUGGUCCGAUCACUCCUCCCUCCUGAGCGGGACCAUGCUGUGAUGUGUUGAUAUGCAAAUUAGCGCGUGACAUCAUCUGGCGACUUCUGAAACCCUGUCAAGCAGCCAGCAGCUGAUCUCCUCGGAGAAAAGGUGACAUCGUCCACCAGCGGCCGUGUGGCCCCGCCCAUCGUUACCACGCCACAUUUUGGCUGAGAGCUGAAACUUUCCCCUGCGUUUAGGACGUGCUUCAGCCAAUCAGAGCUGUCGGAAAAACAUACAAGUGGACACAAUUUUGUCAGGACAAGACUUUUAAUUUGAAGAGUUAUCCUGGUUUGUACUCGCUUGAACGAGAAAAGAAAAAUUGGAAUAUAGAUAAAAAUAUGUAGUCGAGCUGCAAUUAACAAUUAUUUUCAUCAACAAUGAAUCUGUUGAUCAUUUUCUUGAUUAAUUGAUUAGUAUUUUGGUUUAGAAAAUGUUGAUCAGAACCCGGAGAGAUUCUGGUCGCCGUCACUGAGGCGAACGAGAGCAGAAAUACUCACAUCUGAGAAGCUGGAAUCACAGAAUUUGGACUUUUUCUUUUUAAAAAUAACUCAAAUCGAUUAAGUUUAUUGGCAGAGUCAUUAUUAGCUGGUGACUGAUUGACCGGCUGCAGCUCUGUGUGCAGCCUGGCAGUGUGCAGGCUGCUUCUUGUUGUCUGUUCAUUUUAAUGUUGAUGUUUGUUGUUGAGACUUCUGUUACCAGGAUCCUCGUUUUCCCCAAAUUCCCACCGGCAGCGACACUGUUCAAGUCCCAAGAGCCAUUUCACUGAUGACUGAUUUGUGUGUGUGUGUGUGUGUGUGUGUGUGUGUGUGUGUGUGUGUGUGUGUGCAGGUCCCGGGGCUAAAGGAGGUCAAAGGUGUCGUGUGUUGUCGUCACUGUGUUUUGUAUCGUGUGUUUUCUAUAAGUAGAGCCGACUAGAACUAAACCUGCGAUGUGUUAAAGUGCGAGCCUGGACGCGCAUUUUUCUAAAAUAAAACGACUCUUUUUUUACAGCACAA